Molecule: messenger RNA, 1707 nt
Organism: Dicentrarchus labrax (European seabass)
Lineage: Eukaryota; Metazoa; Chordata; Actinopteri; Moronidae
Gene: esamb
Product: endothelial cell adhesion molecule b
Exons: 8
Coding region: 343-1665 (440 amino acids)
Biological process (GO): homophilic cell-cell adhesion
Cellular component (GO): adherens junction; plasma membrane
Molecular function (GO): cell-cell adhesion mediator activity
Source: RefSeq, a predicted model, not a curated record
GAGCGACACACUGAAGGAGCCCCACAGACGAGCAGCAGAAGUGGAUUCAACAUAUGAAAAACGGCAGAAAAAGAAAAAAGAAAACCUGAAUUGUUUCCCCGUGGUUUGUAAAGUAGGAGGCGAGAGGAGCCGCCGGUGCGCUCCGCGAUGUCAGCCGCAGUUUGUAGGCGGGAUGGGGAGAGGAGAGCGGGCUUUAUUCGCAGGAGCUGCCUCGCUGCUUUCUGUUAAUUGCUACUUGGAGACAAUUAAGCAGCAGUUGAGGAGCGAAGAGAGUGUUCGGCGUCAACUUUAAAAAGAAAAAAAGCUCCUCGUCUGCUGGAGCUUGCCGGUGGAUGUUGGGCCAUGGAGAUAAAGAGAAGACUCCGAGCCAUACUGAUGUUAAUAUGGAUCUUUCAAGGUGACACCCAAAAGGUGGAGAUCCCCAGAGGAGAGAUGGAGGUAGUGAAGGGCCAGAUGGUGGUGUUACAAGCCUGGUACAGCCCCAACUCAGACAUUUCCAAAAACUCUGUCAUUUGGCAAUUCGUUGGAAAUGAGUCUAAGCAGGUGAUAAACUUCAGCUCAGGUGAGGUCGGGCACGGCCAGAACGACUUUUCCAAAAGAGUGGGCUUCAGCGUGACCAUGCCCUCAGCAAACCUCUCCAUCUACAUCAACAACACCCAGGAGUCCGACUCUGGACGCUAUGUCUGCAUUGUCGUCAUCCCUGGAGGUGGCAUAACCGGAGAGAUGCACCUUAAUGUCAAAGUCCCUCCCUCUCCACCAGUAUGCACCAUGACAGGGAACCCAGUGGUGAAGGGCAAUGUGACUCUGAGCUGUAAGUCCAGUCAUGGAAAACCCGUCCCUCAGUACAAGUGGACCAAGGCUGCACCCAUGUCUGAGGUCUUCUUCUCCCCAAUGCAGAAAUGGAGAACUUGCCCCCAGCCCAUGCUUGUCCUUGGGUACAUGGAUGAGAGACACGGCACCCUCAGGCUGAGCAACCUCACUAAAAGCAUGUCAGGGAAGUACAUCUGCCGAGCCAGCAACACUGCCGGCUCCGACAGCUGCUCCAUUAACCUGGAGGUUAUCACCUCUUCCAAUGCAGGCAUGAUUGCAGCAGCCACACUGGGGUCGAUAGUGGGACUGGUGGCCAUGGCGCUCUUCCUCAUAUUCAUACUGAAAAGGAGGCGGGACACCGAGGAGGAGAUAGCCAACGAGAUCAAGGAGGAUGCUCAGGCACCGAAGCGAGUGUCAUGGGCAAAGAGCAACACCGGCUCAGACAUCGUAUCCAAGAACGGCACGCUAUCCUCCAUAGCCACCAGCCCCCGCCCCGAGACCCCCCACCAGCCAAACUUCCACUACCCGUACUCCCCUAUCUCAGCUUCAGACAGCUCAGUGAUCAACGCCUACCAGCUGCGACCCGGAGAAGCCAACCCCCUACAGGGACUUCCUGGUUACAACAUCGGAGGCACCCCGUCGCGCAAACACAAGCGACCUCCCAGCACGAACGGGGGCCCUCCGCAGGUUCUAAGGAGCCCUGUGGUCGCCAUCCCCAACAGGACUGAGGGGGCUCAGCCUCAGGUGCCACCUCCACUCACUGUGUCCCCACAAAUGAGCUCCUCCACUCUGACGCGCAUGGGAGCCGUUGCUGUCAUGGUGCCUGCUCAAAGCCAAGCCGGCUCGCUGGUGUAGCCGGCGGAAGCGUCUCUGACUCGGAACAAAAGGGACAGUGGU